Pteronotus mesoamericanus is the source of this 2727-nucleotide messenger RNA. RefSeq names its product ectonucleoside triphosphate diphosphohydrolase 3 (gene ENTPD3). The coding region runs from base 96 to 1685 and encodes 529 amino acids. Gene Ontology annotation, molecular function: hydrolase activity. The transcript has 11 exons. The record is from RefSeq and is a predicted model, not a curated record. Gene Ontology annotation, cellular component: plasma membrane. NCBI's taxonomy places the organism in Eukaryota, Metazoa, Chordata, Mammalia, Chiroptera, Mormoopidae.
CGCGGGCCGCAGCCUCCUGCACGCUGUUCGCCGGCUGCCCCUGCGGCAGCUCCGCUCGCCUUCCUCGCGGCGUCCGCGCACAGCUGGGAGAAGAGAUGUUCACGGUGCUGACACGCCAACCUUGUGAGCAAUCAGGCCUCAAGGCUUUCUCCCGAACUCCGGUCAUCAUCGCCUUGGUGGCCUUGCUUUUGAGCGUCAUGGUCAUUGUGACGGUCACAGUCAUCCAGACUCACCAGAAAGAGGUCCACCUCCCAGGACUGAAGUAUGGAAUUGUGCUCGAUGCCGGGUCUUCCAGAACCACCGUCUACGUGUAUCAGUGGCCAGCGGAGAAGGAGAAUGAUACCGGAGUGGUCAGCCAAACCUACAAAUGCAAUGUGAAAGGCCCUGGGAUCUCCAGCUAUGGGAAUACCCCCCAAGACGCCCCCAAAGCCUUCGAGGACUGCAUGCAAAAAGUCCAGGAGCAGAUUCCAGCGCACCUCCACAAAUCCACGAGCGUCUACCUCGGGGCCACGGCUGGGAUGCGCUUGCUGAGGUUGCAAAACGAAGCAGCAGCUAAUGAAGUCCUUGCAAGCAUCCGCAACUUCUUCCAGUCCCAGCCCUUUGAUUUUAGGGGUGCGCAGAUCAUUUCUGGGCAAGAGGAAGGGAUAUAUGGAUGGAUUACAGCCAACUAUUUAAUGGGAAAUUUCCUGGAGAAGGACCUAUGGCAUAUGUGGGUGCAUCCAAACGGAGCGGAGACCACAGGCGCCCUGGAUUUAGGUGGUGCCUCCACCCAGAUAUCUUUUGCGGUGGGAAAGACAGUGGAGCUGAACACCAGUGACAUUGUGCAGGUGACCCUGUAUGGCUACAUGUACGCACUCUACACACGCAGCUUCCAGUGCUAUGGCCGCAACGAGGCUGAGAAGAGAUUUCUGGCGAUACUCCUUCAGAAUUCUACCACCAAAACUGAUGUCAUCAACCCCUGUUACCCUCGGGAUUAUACCACCUCUUUCACUGAGGGCCACAUAUUUGACAGCCCAUGCACGAAGGAUCUGAAUCCUGGAAGUUAUGACCCCAAUGGCAACAUCACUUUCAAAGGAACUGGGGACCCGUUGCUGUGUAGGAUGAAGGUAGCUUCCCUGGUAGCGUUCAAGGCUUGCCAUGAGCAGGAAGUCAGCUGCUUUGAUGGGAUUUACCAGCCAGAAGUUAAAGGAUCUUUUGUGGCCUUUGCAGGGUUCUUCUACACGGCCAGCGCUUUAAAUCUUUCCGGCAGCUUUUCCCUGAACACCUUCAACUCCAGCACCUGGAAUUUCUGCUCUCAGGAUUGGAGUCAGCUCCCGCAGCUGCUCCCCCGGUUCGAUGAAGUCUACGCCCGCUCCUACUGCUUCUCAGCCCACUAUGUCUACCACUUGCUCGUGAGUGGGUACAAAUUCACCCAGGACACCUGGCCCCAGAUACAUUUUAAAAAAGAAGUGGGAAACAGCAGCAUAGCCUGGUCUCUCGGCUACAUGCUCAACCUGACCAACCAGAUCCCAGCUGAAAUGCCCCUGAUCCACCUGCCCAUGCAGCCAUCUGCCUUCCUAGGCAUCCUGGCCUUCUCCACAGGAGUGGCCUUGCUGAGCCUGGUCUCCCUCGUGUGCCUGUAUGUGUCGUCCGGGGACCGCCAGCACUCCCAGCAUGUGUUGGACCACACAGUGGAUUCUGAGUGAGCCUCGGGAAGCGGCCCCUGGAACCCGAGGGCCGCCCGGACCCAGCCUGGGCGGCACCAGAUACUGCAAGUGAAAUGCCCGUCUGUUGGAAACACAACCAAAGUCAAGUACUUAGGUCGUGUGCCUCUCAGAUACUGAUUUAUGCCAAAGCACCUCUUGGGGAGUCCCUCGACUGUUCUGUGCACGAUGCUCCUGCAGAGAUGCCACCACCCGCUUGCUGACCUCCUGGCGAACAGAGGAGAUGGCCAUCAAGGCCAGGCCCUUUAUUCCAGUGCCCAAGAGGAAGAGUAAGCUAAGCCUGUGAGAGUUUGAAGUUGAAGAAUUGACCUCAGGGCCCAUUCAGCACUCUCUCCUCCCUCAGAAAGGCCAUAUUCCUCCUGGCACAUUUGGAAGCUGCCAGACACCCACUAAGCAUUUGACACAAUCAGAUGUCUCAUGUAAUGGCUUCCUCUUCUCGGUCCUUAACUGAGACUUUCCUCUAGCAACCCCAUAAACAUCGAGCUCCCUCAGGUUGGUAGAAUACAGUGUGUGAGAGAGAAAACUUUACGCCCAAGGACAGUGGCCUCAGCCAGCUUCCGUCAUGCAGGCAGAAUCUGAAGGAGAGAGAUGUACAGCAAGUCUCCCAGAAAACUCCUGGCUGUUCCCAAAGUGGGAUUCCCACUCGGGCCUCUGGUCCUUAAACUGCAGCCGGGGUGUGUGUGUCAUGAUCCCCACCUCCCCUUCACAUUGCUCUUGUCGCCCUGGGAAACGUUUUGGGUAUUGCAUCCCAGGUCUUUUUACCUUUGCUAGGCUUUGUUUCUGCUGUCUUUCCAUUGUUAGCAUAUUGUGUACAUUCUGUCUCCCAUUUCUACAGGUAUACUUGAUGCUGUCACAAGACAUCUUAUUUAUGGUUUGCUUACCAAUUACUUACCUAGAUGGUAGACCUCGCUGCAUAGUAGCCAUAGUUCUUGACUUUGGGGAAAGGAAAGGAAGCUGAAGAGACAUUUAAAUCCGAAGUUGGAUGAGAAAGAACUCCAGCAUGUCCAAUGGCUACCAAGUAAAA